AUGGCAAAGAAGUUAGAAUUAGUAUUAAGGAUAUUAGUAAUAAUAUGUUGUAUUGCAUUAGUUUGUCUAACAAUACCUUACUGGAUAUAUAUCAAGUAUGCUGCAGAUAAUUCGGCCUGGGUUGCCCUGGCUUUGUACAUAGUAUCAUGUGUAAUUCUAUUGAUAUUGGCAUUGAUUGGUACUUUAGGAUCAAUCAAGAAGAGUAGAGGACUACUUCUUUAUUUUGCUGUUGUAAUGAUCAUUAUGCUUCUCUUUGGUAUUGCUCAGAUCAUUGUUACUUCAUUGGAUGUAGCUGGAUGUAAAGAGGGUGGUAACUUCACCUUCCUUUGUUCAACUAAUACAGCUGGAUACUAUGUUCCAGUGGCUAUCAUUCUCUUUAUCAAUCUAAUUGGAGGUAUUAUAGCAUUGGUACUAAGAUGGAAGUUGAACAAUGAUCAACCAAAGAACUUCUAU
This is a messenger RNA of Acytostelium subglobosum LB1, 453 nucleotides long. RefSeq lists its product as hypothetical. The annotation marks the transcript as partial. The record is from RefSeq and is a predicted model, not a curated record. The transcript has 4 exons. NCBI's taxonomy places the organism in Eukaryota, Evosea, Eumycetozoa, Acytosteliales, Acytosteliaceae.